Orbicella faveolata is the source of this 2028-nucleotide messenger RNA. RefSeq names its product glutamyl aminopeptidase-like. Lineage: Eukaryota; Metazoa; Cnidaria; Anthozoa; Scleractinia; Merulinidae. Gene Ontology annotation, cellular component: membrane; cytoplasm. The record is from RefSeq and is a predicted model, not a curated record. Gene Ontology annotation, biological process: peptide catabolic process; proteolysis. Gene Ontology annotation, molecular function: metalloaminopeptidase activity; peptide binding; zinc ion binding.
UUUCACUCGAGGCUAUUUGCAUUCAAACGUAACAAUAUAGCGCUAAAUGCAACACAAAGCCUCGGCUGGCGUCGUUUGAAAACUUGAUUUUGCUCGUUGCUGGUUCUGCAGGCCCAGGCAAACUAGCGAUGAAUGCAAAAAGCCAAGAGGAGAAACCUCUUAGAGCUGACUCAUUCAGAAUGCAAGGUCCUGACUGCAGGACAAAUGCUGCUGCACAGGGGAGGUUCGUUAGUAGAGGUGUGAUCGCAACAGUGGUUGCGUUGAUUGUAGUUCUUAUCAUAUUAGUUAUUGUGUUGGGCUCACUGCUCGGUAAAGAAAGAUGCCCUUUACAAGAAGGAAACAGAGGAACGUCAAAGCCGAAAAUCAAUGUUCCAACGACAGUUGCUGGUCCGUCUACCCCUGGAACUGGCGUUUGGUGGAAUGUUCGCCUGCCAAAACAUAUCACUCCAAAGCAUUAUGACCUCACUAUCUUCGUUGAUUUAAAGAAGUUUUUAUUUAAUGGUCACGUGAGUAUCUUGAUAGAGGUGAAAGAACCGACGGAGUAUGUAUUGGUACACACCAAAAAGUUAGCUGUGACGUCAUUAGAUGUUCAUCAGUCCUCCGGUGCAGAAAUAGCCGUGAAGAAUCAUUUCCUGUUUGAGAAGAACCAGUUCUACGUCAUCCAGAUGGAAACCUGGCUUCAACCAGGGGAAUAUGUCAUUAAUAUGGCGUUUAAAUCUGAACUAAGAGAAGAGCUGGGAGGAUUCUACAGAAUGAAUUACACAAGAAAAGACGGAACAAUUGUACCUGUGGCGGCAACUCAGUUCUCCCCAGCAGACGCUCGUAAAGCUUUUCCGUGCUUUGAUGAGCCCGCUAUGAAGGCGACCUUCAAUGUAACCCUUGUCCAUGACCCUGGUUUGAUUUCCAUUUCCAAUAUGCCUAUUUAUCAAACUGACGAAAAGGAUGGAUGGAAAUACGAUAAAUUCGAGAAGUCUGUGCUCAUGUCCACUUAUCUGGUAGCGUUUGCCGUGUGUGAUUUUAAGUAUACUGAAUUCACUCUGACGAAAGACGCAAAAAAGGUUAGAAUGUACGCGCCUCUGGAACAAAUUGAUCAAGUGGAAUAUGCGUCCAAAAUCACGGAUAAACUGUUUACUUUUUAUGAAGAUUACUUUGAGAUAAAAUAUGCAUUACCAAAGUCAGAUAUGAUCGCCAUUCCUAAUUUCCUUUUCGGUGGAAUGGAGAACUGGGGACUAAUAACCUACAGGGAUUGGAAUCUGCUCUUCAAACCAAAUGUAUCCUCAUCUGCCAAUAAACAGAGGGUUGCUGAGGUCGUGUCUCAUGAACUUGCUCAUCAGUGGUUUGGUAACCUUGUCACGAUGGAAUGGUGGGAUGACUUUUGGUUAAACGAAGGAUUUGCUAGUUUUAUGGAAUUCCCGGCCAUGGAUUACAUUCACCCAGAAUGGAAAAUUGAUGAUCAAGUGGUCGUAAUUGAUAUGUCAGCGGCAUUUGCAGAAGAUAGCUUGGCCAAUUCCCAUCCGAUACGAAUUCCGAUAACAAGGCCGGAAGACAUCAGCCAGAUAUUUGAUUCCAUCACAUACGAAAAGGGUGCGUGUAUUCUACGUAUGCUAGAGGCUUAUCUUGGAAAAGAAGUUUUUAGGAAAGGAUUAAAGCAUUACUUGGAAAAGUUUGAGUACGCUAAUGCAAAAACAGAGGAUUUAUGGACAGUCUUGGGAGAGGUACGGGCCUAUAGGGCAGUAAUUUAAAAGAUUUAAGAGUUGAAUAAAAUCCUGCAUAGAGUCACCUAAAUAAUCACUCUCCAAAUCCCCUCAUCAUUAAUGAAUCGAUUGACAUGAAUGAAAAUGAAAACAAUGACACAUUUUUGAGCUACGAGUUACCUUAAACAAAGUACGAACGACCUAGUGUCUACCUAGGGUAAGGUUUCGAACGACCAAGAGGAAAAAAGAAACUUUUUAACUUUUUUGCUGAGAGCGCAAACCGAGAUUCCUUGGAAUAGUCAGGAGGUUUGAACAAUUGAGGGUUAAAAAGGAC